UUAUCCCCACCAUUGUGUCUUUCCUUAUAUGCCUCCCAUCCCCCGGUGUCGUCGUAGCCUUUUUCCCCCUUCCUCGCCGAUGCCACCCUAUCUUUCCUUCUCCCACAUCCCCUGCUACCACCCUAGCCCCCCCAGCCGCCGCCAUCCUAUCUUUCCUUAUAUACCUCCCCCUGCCCCCAUUGCCACCCAAGCCUUUUUCUUUCCCACCGCCGUCACCAUGUCUUCCUUAUAUGCCUCUCCCUUCCCGACGCCGGCACCCUACCUUUCCUUAUAUACCUCCCCACAGAGUUGGUGGGACUCCUCCUCCCUCCCUUCCCGAGGAGCUCCCGCGUGGGCCCCGGGAGGAAACCCUAGCGCCUCCUCCACGCCCCCCUCGCCUCAACCCCCUCCCUCGCCGCCGUCGGGGGCGUCUUCGGCCAAAGACCGUGUGGCGUUGGCGGCAACGGGGCGGCUCUCUCCCGCACACAGUUGGUGGGCUCCGCGGGGCACCUCCCUCCUCCCGGCGUCCUGCGGUCACCAGCGCCGCCUCCUCCCCUGUUCUGGGGCUCGGGACUCAAGUGCCCAGGCGCGAGCUGGUGGCGGAUCUGGCCCCCUGCCCUGUUUCUAGAUGGUGGUGGUUGGCGAGGGCGACGAAUCUGGGAUUCCCUGCCCAGAUCCGGUGGAUGGUGAAGGUUGGCGUUGGCAGGGGUGGCUGGCGGCCCUGAUGAGGUGGUGGUGAUGCGGCUAGUGUCUCCGCUACUCCGGUACGGGAUGGCGGGGCUCCAGACGAAUCUGGCCAGGGGGUGGAGGCGCUGGUGUGGUGGUGGCAGAUCGGCUGCGGCGGCGGCUGGUUUUUCCGGCGUUCGCCCGUUUUUAGGUGGUCUGUGUCGGCCUUCGACCCCUUCCCCCGUCUGGGCGCUACCUCCAUCAAAGGGUCGGCCCGAUCCUAGCUGCGGUCCAUCGCCCGUCUCGCGCCCGGUGCUGUAGGAGCGAGCUCGUCUCGCGCCUGGCAGCAGGACGACCUUGUCUCGCUCCCGAUGUAGCAGGACGAGUCGAUGGAGGCCAGUUUUGGCCGGCCUAUUGGGUCACGGCACUAGGGGUGCCCAGGGAUGCGAAGGGCGGGUCCUUUCCGCUCGUAUCUUUGGUUGGGGUAGCAGCAAGUCUCGGGUGAGGUGGUGUCAAGGUCUUGGAUGCCGGGGCGGCGGCCCUAGUGGUGGUACCACGGUGCUCAUGGGCAGAGCCCGCAGCUUGGUGAUGCCUGAUGGCCAUGGCCGUGUGGGCGACGUGGUCACCGGGGUGUGGCGUUCGGUGGCGGUGAGUGUUGGCCGGGGUGAAAACCUGAUCUAUCCUCGGAUGGACCGGCGACGACGCUCGUCUCCUUCUUGAAGGCGUCGUCGCGGCUCUCAUCGCCAUCGUGUUGCUCCAGGGGAAACUCUGACUCUCGGGUCGGAUAGUGACGGCCUUCUGGUGUCGUAACCUUCCUGAAGGCGCCGCCUUGGAGCCUUCUGGUGUUGAUCAUUGCUUUAUAUAUAAAGCGGGGCGAAAGCCUUUUUUGGCGUAUAUACCUCCCCCACCUCGCUGCCACCCCAGCUUCCCCCUCCCCGUCGUCGCCAACGCCACGACCCGCUGCCGCCCUAGCCUUUUUCCUCCUCCCCCUCCCCGUCGCGCUAUAUUUCCUUAUAUAUCCCCUUCCCCCUGACGCAAAUCUAUCAUUUUCCUUACCCCCUAGCGUCGCUGCCACCCUCAUUUUUCUUACCCCUCCUGUAGUUGUCUCUUCCUCCUAUUAUUUUGAUGUGUGAAACAUUUUACCUCUAGUUGGUGAAACAUCUCCAAGAUUUUGAAAGGCCAUGUAAGGCUCAUUGGCCACCAGCCAAACACACAACAUCGAUGCUUUGGAUGUCUAGGCAGACAACCUCUGUCGAGAAAACGAGCACCUCCUAAAAUCGAUGACUCCAGUCAAUACUCAACCUUGCUCUACAUGAUGAGGGAUGACAGGUAAUGGUGGUGAAGGUCGUUGCAGCAUCUCCGUCGUCAACUGGUCAUCGUCACCACACCACCAGUAUAGUUGAUGCUUAUUUACUUGCGCCACUAUGUGUUGCUACUCAAUGCGGAUGGCGGAUGGCGGAUGGGAUCGAGGAGGCAGAGGUAUGUUGGGGAGGCACUACUCAAAGCGCUAGGUGCUAAAAAAACACUCGCCCAUUGCUUAUCGUUUUGACUAUAUCAUCGGGUUUCGUGAAGCAACCAGGUACGCAUACAUAGCUUAGCAAAUCACAUUAUGUUUCGUUCAUUUAUUAUUGUUUAAGACUCACACACAACUCAACAUCGUGUGUUGUUCCUUUAUCGUUCAAUUUGAAUUCAUAUUCAACACAAUACCGAAUCCCAUGGAAGCAACCAUGUACAUCUACCUUAGCAGAUCACACUGUGUUUUAUUCAUCUGUUAUGUAGGCAAUGCAUAACAUCAUGUUUUUUCCCGAUGGAUCGAAGAAAUUGAACAUAGAGAAAAAUCUUUAGGAAAAGACUCUGGUUAGGAAUCAUGGUCUUUAAUUGCAUUGGUUUAUUCUCCAGCAUGAACCUUUGCAAGAGAACGAGCUGACCAGCGCUUGACAAGUUGUGUUGUUGCGACUCUACAAUGACAAGUAUGUAUUUAAGGCUUUUUACGCAAGCAAGACGGAGUAGUAAACUGUAAUGUAUAGGUUCCAACUCUGGUUGUUUGAUCUUUUCAUAGGCACCCCAAAAAUCCAGUAGGAUGAACCCUCACCGUGCCUUUCAACACCGACCACUGCACCCGCACAAGAAAUUUGACACUAACCACCGGGUUCAAACAUUCAGAGAUCCACAAGUCAUAGGGAAUAGCUCGGUGAAAUAUGCCUCGACGCUUCGUUCUCCCGCGGUUGAUCCAGUGAGCUUCCGCCAGUUCGCCACAACACGUCACUCGAGCACGUGGAUUGCUCACCCCAUGGACCCAUCUAAGCCUUAGCAAGGCCUUGGUCUCAUCUCAGGCCCAAAAAGUCAAUGCAAUAUUCUAUAGUCUUGCUCAAGUCAAGUUGGCAAUGGCAGGAGGGCUCUGUUUUGGAAAGACGAUGGAUCAAUGGGUGAAUGGCGUGUGAGAUCGCACCGCUCGUGUGGGUCAAGGUGAAUGCUAAAGCUGCUAACAACCGAAUCGUGUCCAAGGGACUGCUAAACUAUGCUUGGGUUCGAGACAUCUGAGGUGCUCUUACCAGUUACCACUCAAGCACUGACACAACACAUCAAGCUAUGGGAUGUUGUUGCGGUGGAGUACAACACGCAAUAGGCCGAUAAGUUCUCUUGGCGCUGGAGUAAAUAUGGGACAUAUCUAGCAAGCUCCACCUAUGGUCUACUAUUGGAAGGCUCGACUCUCUUCGUCGCCCCAUGGCUGUGGAAGACCAAGGUGCCUCUAACCUCCAAAAUUCCCGUCUGGCUGACUAUGCAAUACCGUACUUGAAUGAUAGACGGGUGAGUUAGGCCUGGACUGCAUGACAACACGGUGUCAUGCAAUCUUUGUGUGCAAAAUCAGGACACUGCAGACCACAUUCUCAUUCGAUGUGUAUGCAUGAGAAAUACUGCGAACGCGAGAGAGUAGCCUAAGAUUUUAUUUUAUUUUAUUUUAUUUGCAUGGGAGUAGCCUAAGAUAUUGCGGGGUGGUGUCUUAAUUUGCUACCAAUGAGCUUGACAAUCUUCUAAAACUUGUUCUUCCCUACUAAAGAUACGAUACGCUUAGCCUAUCCACACUGACCUUUCCACCCGCAAAAAUAUUUGGCACACUGAAAGCUGGGCCAAAGCAAUCGGAGGAAUGUCGGGACCCACAGCUCAUAGGCAGUGGGUGACCGAACGCGUACGCCCCGACGCCUCGUUCUCCCGCAUUAAUCCGGUGAUCUUUCGCCAGUUCGCUUGAGCGCCAAUGACAGACGGGCCGUCAUUAAAAGCCCAGCAUCCGUUCCUGCCUCCCAAUCGUAGAGGGCAAAAGAUUUCCUAAAAUCUACGCGCGUCCCGCCCCUCGUGAGCCGUGACCAACCCAGCGACGAACGCAGAACCCCGCUCCAAACCCCGCCUCCGCCUUGCCUCGCCUCGCCCCUUGGCCUCCCACCGCCGCCCACCGCGAUGCCCAAGCCGCCGCCGGUCGUCGAGCUCCCGAUACGCAAGACCGUCCCGCUCAUCGACAUCGACGGCGACGACGACGAUGACGGAGGUCGCAGCGGCCGUCAUGGCGGAAGCCCCGCUACGGGGGGUCGUUCCGCCGGUCCGGUACGCGGUGAAGGCGGAAGCCGCGCUAAGAGUGGACGCUCCGGCCGCUCGGAACGCGGUGAGAAGGCGGAGGACGCGCUAAGGGAGACCGCCCCGGCAAUCGCGGACGCGGUCGGGAGGGUCCGUUGGUCGGUGGUCGCGCGGCGGCGGGAUCGCCGCCACCGCGACGAAACCCGGCCACGGCGUCCUCUCCGUCCGUGGUCCGCUCCGGCGCCGCGAAUCCUCCGUCCAUCCAGCUCGACAGCGACAGCGACGACGACGACAUGCGCGGCCGGAGCUCGAACAAGGUAGCCGCACGCCAUCAUGGCCGGGGGGCGGAUCCUGUCUCCGAUAGUGGAGCCACAUAUCUCUACUGUCCGAGCAGCGAUUCGGAGGAUUCACGCGCGAGAGGUCGCAAGAGGGCGGCGCCCUCCUCGCCCGGUGGCUCCAGGAAGGCGAAGAAGCAGAGACGAGAGUCGUCGAGCGGUGCCAAGGCGCACGGGGCGGGGGCUCGCGCUCUCGCGACGAGGCCUGUCGACGAACCGCGAACCUCCCACAAGUCGUCGAGGAAGCACAAGAGACUCGAGGCCGUCCGUCGUCCUCGGUCUCAUCAUUCCAGCGGCGAUGGACGGCUCGGGAGAUCCGGCCAAGGGGGCGGCGACAGGGGUCGGCGUGAUGCUGCGCCGGCGAGGCAGCUCGGCGCCGGCGCAGUUGUUGCGUCAAGCCCUCGUUCGCGGAGCGGCAACCGAGGAAAAGUGGCUGCGAAGUAUGCUGCACCAGUGGUUCCCGAAGAUAGCGUGGACGAAGGUGAUGGUGAGGAGAUGGAAGACACCAGCUCAGAUGACGAUGGGAGAUUCGGCCAUAGGGGCCGGCAUGGUGCUGCGCCGCCGAGGCAGGCCGGCGCGGUUGUUGCAUCUCGUAAUCGUUCACGCGACGGCCACCGAAGAAGUAGAACUGUGGUAACUGAUGACAGCGGGGAUGACGGUGAAGGUGAAGAGACGAGCAGUUCAGAUGACAAUGAUGAGGGAUCCCGAGAUGACGAGGAGGAGGAUGGGAUCAAGGGGACGAACACGGAUGACGGAAGUGGCGAUAGUGAGGAAGAGGAUGAGGAGUAUGAGGAGGAGGAUGUGAUGAAAGGGACGAACAAGGAUGUUGAAAGUGACGAUAGGGAGGAGGAGGAGGGUGAUGAUAGCGAGGAUGAGGAUGAAGAUGUAAUGGAGAGGAAGAACAAGGGGGGUGAUGAUGUGAUGAGGAGGAAGAAGGAGGAUGUGGAUGUGAUGAAGGGGAAGAACAAGGAGGAUGACAAUGGUAAUAGCCACGGCAGAUGCAAAUCCGUAGAGGAGGAGGUCGGUGGGGAGGACGACGGAAACAGCACUCAUGACGACAGUUCUGAUGCCAAUGCUGACGAAGAGGAGUCUGACGACACUACGGAGACAGAGACAGAGGAGGAGGAGGAGGCGGAGGAGGAAGAAGAAGAAGAAUCUGACGAGGCAGAGCAGGACCGGCGUGUCGCGCCUAGCCGCAACGGCGAGGCAGGGCAGGACCGGCGUGUCGCGCCUGGCAGCAACGGCGAGGCAGGGCAGGACCAGCGUGUCGCGCCAAGCAGCAACGGCGAGGCCGGUGGGAGGGCCAGACCAGCCGUCGAGGGUUUGCCAAGAAUCAGAAAGAGGAGAUUCGAGGGGUUGUGGAUCGUCGAGGAGCCCGACACCACCGCCCCCCCUCCCGGCCGGGGUCUCAUCAGUGAGCGGACACGGUCGCACCUGAGCUGCUCCAACAAGAAACUGCUGAAACGUGGUACUGUAAGCAGGCCGGUCCUGCUCGACACAUCUUCCUCCGGCUCCGAGCCAGAGGAAGCCGUGCAACCGCCUCAGCCAACCAGCUGGGCGGCCGAGGACGACAGCUCCGGCGAAGACAGAAGGCCGGCGAAGAGGAGGAAGAAGAAGAGACGGUGCCGGGAGCAGAUCGCCCAAGGCGGGCGCUCAGAGGAAGAGGACGACCACGGCAACGACCCUGACGCUGAACCUGACGACGACAGAACGUUCCCGAGGAACGCCAGGAAGGGGCCGAGCUCAAGCCGGCCGAAGACCGGAGCGUCAAACCGGCAGCAGUCUGCUGCCAAGGAACGUGGCAAAGCCCACGCUGGCUCUUCUUCCAACCCACGACGCGCCAAGAAUCACGCUGCAAGCACAGCAGAGGGGCGCGGUCUGCAGGAUGACAUUUUCUUCAAGAAAAGCUCCCUGUCUCAUCGCAAGGGGAAGCAUACGGAGGAGGAGGACAACCCUUGCAAUGAUCUGCUCUCCUCCUUAUUCGACGGGAUACCGAGCUACCGGAACGGCUCUGCUCCUGCCGAUGCACAGCAGGGCGGCGGCGACACGAUGCCUCUGGUGUUCAAGUUCGGGGAGGAAGCUGAAGUGAAAUCAGAGCAUGACGAGUUUGAGGAUCAACAGUGGGAAGACAUGGAUCUUGCCUCUCAAGCCAACAAUGCCAAUGCUCACAGCUCCCAGGAGGUUGAAGAGAGCCAGGGGCAAGAUAUUCCAUCAGACCAAAAAACUUUAUGCAGUCAAGGGAAGCAUGAUUUAUUUACCGAUGACCAAAUUGGAACUUGGUGCAAGCACUGCAGAUUUGUUCUUGAAAUUAAAUAUGUAAUGGCCCCUAUGGGGAAUUAUUCAGCGGAAAGGGAACCAACGGCUCGCGAGCUGAACAUGGAUAAUAUUAUUUUUAAUGGCAUCCUAACAACAAUGGGGUAUGAAGGAGAGUACAUCACUGGCAGUCAUAAAAGUGGCCCUGUAUGGAAUCUCAUUCCUGGUGUCCGAGAAGACAUGUUCCCACACCAGCAGGAAGCCUUUGAAUUCAUGUGGAAGAAACUGGCCGGAGGUAUUGACAUUGAAGAGGUGAAGAAGUUUGUGAAAACUGAUACUCUAAGUGGCUGUGUGAUCUCUCACGCCCCAGGGACGGGGAAGACCAGAUUAGCAAUCACAUUUGUUCAAUCUUACCUCGAGCUUUUCCCGCAGUGUUUUCCGGUGAUCAUUGCCCCCAAGGGGAUGCUUGACACAUGGGAAACUGAGUUCAGGAAAUGGAAUGUGAAGAUACCUUUCCACAUACUGAAUUCCAGAGAUAUCCACUGGCAUGGAGAUAAAACCGUCGAAAAACUGGCCUCGAAUGAUAAGGAAUUGGCCCGGAGGCUGUCCAUUAGCAGCAUUGACAAGAAUUAUAUGCGCGCGCUGAAAUUGCGAUCGUGGGCUGAGGGGAGUAGCAUCAUUGGACUCAGCUACAGCCUGUUCCAGAAGCUCACCAAAGGAGAAGGCAAUGAUGAUGACAAGCUGAGGCAGAUGCUUCUUCAAAGGCCUGACUUGCUGAUCCUUGAUGAAGGACACACGCCAAGGAACAAGGAGAGCAAUAUUUUUAAGGCUCUUGCUGAAGUUCGGACAAAAAGACGAAUAAUCCUAUCAGGGACUCCAUUUCAAAAUAACUUUGAAGAGCUUCGAAGCGUCUUUAGCCUGUUACUUCCUGCAAACUUUGAAGCCAUGGAUUUCUUUCCUUCUUCGAAACUACACAACGUGACAGAUGUGAUGGUAGAUGAGAUCAGGAAAAGAUUGGACCCUUUUGUGCACAUCCAUAAUGGCGACAUUCUUCAUAAAUCCCUUAAAGGACUAAGAGAAUCUGUUGUGAUUCUGAAUCCUCUUCCCAGCCAGAAGAGGAUCAUCGCAAUGAUGGAGAAACAUAAGACACGUGGCAAACGUCCUCAAAAAGAAAAGACACAUGGCGGCACUUUGGAGUGGGAAUACAAGAUAUCUCUUGCGUCUGUACAUCCGUCCCUCGUUGCUGGCAUGAAAAAGUUGCCAAAAGAAGUAACAUCUGUUGUGGACGAGCUUCCAUUGGAGAGGUUACGGUUGAAGCCAAGUGAAGGAGUUAAGACGAGGUUUGUGUACGAGGUUGUGCGUCUAUGUCAAGCUUUAAAAGAGCGAGUGCUUGUGUUUAGCCAGUUCCUUGAACCACUGGACUUGAUCAUGCAACAGCUGAGAAAAGAGUUCAACUGGACUAAAGGCAAAGAGAUCAUGUAUAUGAGUGGAAAUGUCUCCCCUAAAACCCGCAAAGCCUUGAUGGUGGCCUUCAAUGAUGUGGAGAGCGAGGCCAAGGUGAUGCUUGCAUCGACCAAGGCGUGUGGAGAAGGUAUCACCCUCGUUGGAGCAUCGCGUGUGGUGCUCCUCGAUGUUGUGUGGAACCCUUCUGUUGGAAGGCAGGCGAUUGGACGGGCAUAUCGUAUUGGUCAACAAAAGAUUGUCCAUACAUACAAUCUAAUCGCAGAAGGAACACAAGAGAAGGCCAAAUAUGACACACAAGCUAAGAAGGACCAAAUGUCCAAAUUGCUGUUUUCAAGUGAGCCACAGCCUACAGAGUGCAGCCGGUCAUCAGAAUUUAUUUCCAAUGACAGGAUUUUGGAACAGAUGACUGAAGAUGAAGAUCUGAAAGAGAUGUUUGUGAGUAUUCUCCCGUCGCAGUGGUGAUAGAACUUAUAGAUCUCUGCGUAGAAGAGCGGUGUACCUGUGGUGAAGCUAAUUGUAUGUCUGCAUCUGCAAGAGGAGAGCGAUGGAACGCCCCGUCUGUACAAAAAGUGCUAUCAACAUGUUGUAUUGUCUUACAUAGAUGCUCGAAGGAUGUUGUUUUGUUUUGUUUUCUCAAGGCAUGUGCCUGUUUUAUCUCCAAACCUACAACAGCAGAGGGGUGGAGUGUCAGAAUGUUUUUUGUGGGUGCAAGAUCCCAAUUCGUACAGAGAUUAAUGUCCCUUCCUAUAAGGGACGACCCCUGAUUCUCUGAAAUUGGAACUUGUUGUAUACUGCAGUUUGACAUGAGCUGUAGUUGUUGUAUACUGCAGUUUGACAUGAGCUAUAGUUGUUGUAUACUGCA
Aegilops tauschii subsp. strangulata is the source of this 9126-nucleotide messenger RNA. The record is from RefSeq and is a predicted model, not a curated record. Lineage: Eukaryota; Viridiplantae; Streptophyta; Magnoliopsida; Poales; Poaceae.